This is a messenger RNA of Symbiodinium sp. CCMP2592, 759 nucleotides long. The record is from the annotation of a GenBank genome assembly. Lineage: Eukaryota; Dinophyceae; Suessiales; Symbiodiniaceae.
AUGGCUUCCGAAGAGCAGCCGGGCAAGCGGUCGAGAGCUGGGCCAGACUUGACGAUCGCCGUGGAUGAUGGGGAGCUGGAAGUGCAUUCGAUUAUCCUACAGCUGGCGUCUCCCGUCUUCCAAGGCAUGCUGAACAGCGAUAUGAAAGAGGGCCGUGGAGCAAGAAUCCAACUGCCGGGUAAAUGCAAAAGUCAGCUGGAGGCUUUUUACAAAUCCCUGCAGCUUUGCACCAUGGAGCCUCUAACCCUGGAAAACGUCGCCUUCCUGACCCAGUGGGCUGAUGAGUACCAGAUCGAGGCCCUGAAAGGCAAAUGCGAGGCAUUUCUGAUAUCCAACGCACCUAUCGAUGGUCCUGGCCUGCAGUUUGCAGUGAAGUAUGGCCUUCACGACCGCACGAAGCAGUGUCUCAAUGCAAUGAAGUCCAACGUCGAGGAGCACAUCGUGGAUUUGCGUGUGCUCACCACCAAGGAUUGUCAAGAAUACCUUCAGGAGUUCUGGCCCUUGAUCCUCAGCAAAGCCGGAUUCAUCGCUGGGGGCAUGGACCUGCCGCCUCCAGAGCAUGUGGCAAGCAUGUGGCCGUUUCUGGUCCGAGCUGUGCGCUGGCAGCCGAAAGUUGUACAUUUGGGGAGGAUCCUCAGAGAACUACCGUCCUUGCCUGAAGCUUUGUACACUGCCAUGCCAAGCGGCGCUCGUGUCGACUGUCGUGCUCGCGACUUAGCAGCUGAUAGGCUUAGAAAUGUUGGCAUAGAUCCUUCAUGA